AUGUUCAAGACUUUAAGACGUCCUCGCACACUCGCCGUCAUCGCUGCAAGCUCAGCAGGCGCAUCCUAUUACCUCUUGUCAUCCUCGCCGUCUGCAAAGGAACUCCGAGAUGAUUCAAAGCGGUACUCACCGCCUGCACCAUGGACUCCUCCAACCAGAAAGGAAAUGCUCGACAGACUGCGUCUUUCGAGUAAGAACAAGGACGAACAGUUUGAUUUGCUCGUGAUUGGUGGCGGCGCGACGGGGGCAGGCGUCGCGCUGGAUGCAGCCUCCAGAGGUCUCAAAGUUGCCCUCGUCGAGAAGAAUGAUUUCUCUUCCGGAACGUCAUCUAAGUCAACCAAACUCGUUCACGGAGGUGUUCGAUAUCUCCAAAAGGCCGUAUUUGAACUCGACUAUGAGCAGUACAAACUCGUCAAAGAGGCGCUCCAUGAGCGAAAGAUUUUCCUACACACGGCUCCGUAUUUAUCCAUCAUGCAGCCCAUUAUGCUCCCCGUUUACAAAUGGUGGCAACUUCCCUACUAUUAUGCCGGAUGCAAGAUGUACGACCUCUUAGCCGGCCACCAGAACAUUUCCGCAUCCUACCUAAUGUCGCGUUCGAAAGCAAUCGAAGCGUUCCCCAUGUUACAAUCACGGGACCUCGUCGGCGCAGUCGUCUAUUACGACGGAAUGCACAACGACGCACGAAUGAACCUUGCGCUCAUCAUGACCGCCGUUCGCCAAGGUGCUGCCGUGGCAAACUAUGUCGAGGUGACCAAGCUGCUCAAGGCGCACGUUUCUCCCUCUGCCGCGCCUUCUCCCAAGGUAGCGGAAACGAAGAAUAGCGACGCGAGCUCGUCUACGGUCCCCGAUGGGAAACUUUAUGGCGCCGUCGUGAAAGAUGCGUUUACCGGAGAAGAAUUCUGUGCUCUCGCUCGACAAUCCAUCGCAUAA
This is a messenger RNA of Serendipita indica DSM 11827, 930 nucleotides long. The record is from the annotation of a GenBank genome assembly. Lineage: Eukaryota; Fungi; Basidiomycota; Agaricomycetes; Sebacinales; Serendipitaceae.